AUAAUAUAUACAAGCACCAUUCAACUAAUUCCAAUUCACAAAAAAUCGCACUUAAUAUCGCCCGGCUGUCACUAGCCAACCACCAAUCUCCGUAACACAGAAAUCGGUGUUCUUGGCUCAGUUUUCCGCUGCAGUUGCACAUUGUAACAUUCUAGUCAACAAUCGCCCGAUUGCGAUGAGCAAUUCCGCCAUUUUUCUCUCGGUUUUCCUCGCUGUGACGGGCCUCGUGUGUAGUGAUCAAGAUUACAGUGAUUGGAAUGGUUUUUUGGAGAGUGUCGGCAUUAUGAAGAACAAUGACGCGAUGUUUACGAAUUGGAGGAGUCAAGACAACAACUUUUUCGACGAUCGAACACCACUCGAUGAAGGAAACAGAUACUUCAGUACAAGGUUCUAUUCACCAGAGUUUGAACAAAAUGUGGAAUUUUUAACAAACAUGGUAGAACAACUUCAAGACCGGGCUAAUUCGUACAAUCUACCUACAAGUUACGAGCAGUACCUGCCCAGACGUUCAAAUAUACAAGAUUUUGGGACGUUCGACUUUAUUGUAGUCGGCGCUGGUGGAGCAGGUGCCGUAGUCGCUAGUCGACUCUCAGAAAUAUCGAAUUGGAAGGUGCUACUUAUCGAAGCUGGCGACUAUCCUGAUAAUGUUACCGCUAUACCUAACAUGUAUUUGCAAGUCGACUUUACCAGAUACAAUUGGAACUUUGCCACUGUCCCUCAAACCACAGCUUGUCUAGGAAUGGUGGAUCGUUCCUGUACAGCCAUCAGGGGCAGAGGCAUAGGUGGUACUACUCUAACAAACGGUUUGGUUUAUUCCAGAGGGUCAUUCAUCGACUACGAAAGGUUGGCUCAAGAACUCAAUGAUAACAGGUGGUCAUAUGAGAAUGUGUUGCCUUAUUUCAAAAGUUCAGAAGAUUUCAGACCUACAGACACAACCGCAACCACAGAUCCUUCUGUUCACGGAUACGGCGGCUUGCUGAGUGUGGAGUACCACUUGCCUGAAAGUCCCCAGUUGCAAGCUUUCACAGCAGCCAAUAACGAGCUAGGAUAUCAAUAUUCCGACUAUAAUAACGGCAUCGGUUUGGGACAUUCACCAGCACAAGUCAACACCAGAGGAGGCAUGUCAGCUGAUACAGGUUCUGCUUUUAUUAUGCCUUUCCUCAACAGGCGAAAUUUAAAGGUCCAGCUCUUCAGCUAUGCAACCCAAAUUAUAAUCGAUAAAAAUAAAGUAGCAAGAGGAGUGAUAUUCGCAGACGCGAAAACCAAAAGGUUAUAUCGUGCCUUUGCUAACAAAGAAGUUAUUGUCAGUGGAGGUACCUAUCAAUCUCCGCAACUUUUGAUGCUGUCUGGAAUAGGACCCAGAGAUCAUUUGGAAUCGCUUGGCAUUCCUGUACGUCAAGAUUUACCUGUAGGAAGUAACUUGAGGAAUCACAAUUGUUACUACGGUAUGACUUUCCGAACAAACUACACGGAGCCUAUAUUGCCUACAAGGAACGUUGUGGAACAAUUCUUGAGAGGCCAAGGGUACUACACUACACCUGGAAGCAACCAAGGUGUUGCUUUCUAUGAAUCUCAAUAUAGCAGAGGUACCAGAUACCCCGACAUAGAAAUAAUGUUCAUCCCUGCUAAUGCGACAAAUGCACUGGCCCGUACGUCUUACAGACUGUCUAAUCAAACAUACGAAGAGAUGUGGGGUAACAUCGAUUUCACCAACAGCUUUAUUUUGUACAUCAACGCUCUACACACGGAAUCUAGAGGCACUGUAAGGCUCAGAAGUGCCAAUCCAUAUGAGUACCCUCUGAUCGAUCCCAGAUAUCUCUCCGAUCCUGCCAACAAAGACAUUACAACGAUCUUUGAAGGCGUCCAGAUCGCUUUAGCCCUAAUGAACACCACAGCAAUGCGCAAAAUCAACACCCAAAUCCAAAGCCACCCCUUGACCGCUUGCUCGCAGUACCAGCUCUUCUCUGAUGACUACUGGUACUGCCACAUCCGUCAAAUGACCUGGGACUUGUACCACCCUGUUGGUACUUGCGCCAUGUCUACAAGCCGUAAGACUGGGGUGGUAGAUUCGGAAAUGAGAGUCUGGGGUGUUAAAGGAUUGAGGGUUGCCGAUGCUAGUAUUUUCCCAUUCACUUUUGGGGGUCAUCCAGUGGCUGCGAUAGUUAUGGCUGCGGAAAGGGUAUCUGAUCUGAUCAAGCAGGAUCAUGGGGUGCGCAUGCGCAAAGGAAGCGAGUUUUACAGUGGCUAGGGAAAAAGUUCAUAAAGCGUUUGGAUACGAUCUUAAUUCGAAUGGAUCAUGUUGCUCAAAUGUGAAUAUUUACAUUUUCAGUGUGCUGGAGUAAAAAUAUUUGUAAAUGAAAGAACGAGGCAAUUGGUCUCGGUAAAUGAAAAACGUUUCUUUUUUCAGUUCUCUUAAAUACUAAUCUAUUACAAUAACCCUUGAUAAUGUUGAAUAGUUUAUUGAAUGGCAUUGUAAUGAGUGAAUGUAAUGGCUUUAUUCCCAAUGUGUUCAGUUUCAGAAAGUAGAUCCUCUUCUAGUGUAUUAAUAUAAGUAUACAAUCCACUAGCUAUGUAAGAAUUUUCACAGGUAGCUGCAGUAUUAUGUAAAAAAUGUACAAAUGAAAUUCCUCAUCUUAGAUUAUCACUGUGUGAAUUCAAUAAUAAAAAUAAUGUUGUUUUAUUUCUAUUCUCCC
Molecule: messenger RNA, 2693 nt
Organism: Acanthoscelides obtectus
Lineage: Eukaryota; Metazoa; Arthropoda; Insecta; Coleoptera; Chrysomelidae
Source: the annotation of a GenBank genome assembly